GGGGGGAAGAGAAGAAGAAGCCGAAGCGGCGGAAGGAGAAGCGGAAGGCCGGGCAAACUAGGCCGCAACGAAGCCGGGGACUCGCGUAGCCGCCGCCGCCGCCGCCAUGAGCUAGCGCGCCCGCCCCGAUGUGGCUGCAGCAGCGGCUGAAGGGCCUGCCGGGGCUGCUGUCCAGCAGCUGGGCGCGGCGCCUGCUGGCCCUGCUGGCUUUCCUGCUGGCCGCCUCCUGGUACUUGGGAGGCGCCUGGCCUGGCCUCCUGCUCCGCCUGAGGCCCGGGGGAGCCUCGGGAGGAGCUGCGGGGCUUUGCCUGCAGGCCGAAACCCGGGCUUGGAGGAAAGGAGAAGCCCGGCUGCUGGGGGAAGGCCCUGGCCAGGGUCCCCCGGGGCUGGUGGGCAACGGGCACCUGCUGCUGGAUGCCCAGGCCAACCGCCUUUGGGUGGCCCCCAAGGGGGGCCCGGCUUGGCCCACCGACUACGGACCCUUGGCCCAGCUGCGGGGUCCAGCCGGGGCCGAGAACGAGGCGUCGGCGUCCGCUUUGCUGCCCAAGGAAGGAACCUGGCGGAAAGUCCGUUGCAUCCAGUCCGGGAUUUCCGCCGGGUCAUGCGUGACCGUCCGAGAGGAGCUGCUGGCCCACCGUGGACGUCCCCACCUCUACUUGCAACGCUUGUCAGUGGACAACCCCACCGACCGUCUGGUGGCAUUAGAAGUGACCGGUCCGGCUUCAUCGUCGUCGUCGUCCUCUUCUUCUUCUUUCUCCGGCCGUUCUUUCGCCACCAGUUUAGAGAAAGCGGGCGACCGUCAGUUCUUCCUGUCAUCGGGCCGGGCAUUGCAACCUGCCGGAGAGAAGUUGGUGUUGGUCGUGGUAGCGGCUAAGAAGCUGGUCAGCCGGGUGCAGGUGGCACCCAAGUCACGCUUCGAGGAGACGUUGGUGUCGGUGGUGCUGAGCUCGGAGCCCAUCGAGGCCGCCCAGCUGGACGAGACCUUCGGGCGUCUGCGGGAAGCGGCCAAGAGGGAGAUGAUGGAGGUGCUGCCCUUGCGGACCGAGGAGCUGGUCCAGGAACACCGGCGGGCGUGGGACGAACUCUUCAUCUCAGGUGUGGAAAUGCGCAAGAUCACCGACGCUCACACCCCCUCCAGCGACACCGUCAAUCUGACGCUCUACUUCGUCCUGUCCACCACCCCGGCUCCCCUCCUGGACCCCCACCACAGCCCCGAAGAGAAGGAGAAAAUGGAAGCCACUCUGAACUAUGCCGACCACUGCUUCAGCGGCCACGCCACCAUGCACGCCGAGAACCUGUGGCCCGGGCAGCUGUCGACCGUCCUCCAGGUCUUGCAGCUUUCCAACCUGUGGAAGCUGACGUUGCAGAAACGCGGUUGCAAAGGGCUGGUGGCCGCCGGGGCCCACGGCCUCAUGCAAGGGAUGGUGCUCAGCUUCGGCGGGCUGCAGUUCACCGAAAACCACCUGCAGUUCCAAUCCGACCCGGAAGUCCUUCAGAACAGCUACGCCUUGCGGGGGAUCCAUUACAACAAGGACCUGAUCAACCUCGCGGUGUUGCUGGACGCCGACGGCAAGCCCUUCCUGCACGUCUCCGUCAAGUUCCAGGACAAGCCGGUGAAGCUGUACGCCUGCGAGGGCGGCUGCUCCAACGACCCCGUGGAGCUGACCUCCCAGGUGCACGGCCACACCUUCCCCGUCAUGGUGACCCAGCCCAUCACGCCUCUGCUGUACAUCUCCACCGAUCUGGUGCACCUGCAGGACCUCCGCCACACCCUUCACCUCAAGGCCAUCUUGGCUCACGAAGAGCACAUGGCCAAGCGGUACCCGGGCCUCCCCUUCCUCUUCUGGUUCAGCGUGGCCUCUCUCAUCACCCUCUUCCAUCUCUUCCUCUUCAAGCUCAUUUACAACGAGUACUGCGGGCCCGGGGCCAAACCUCUCUUCCGGAGCAAGGUCUAGGGACGGCUGAAGUAGGGCCCCAGCUUCCUGGGAUGGAGGAGUGGGGGGCUCGGUUUCUUCUCCCUGACAUCAGCCCUGGACACCGGGGAGACCUGUAGGAGCCGAGAGCAUCUUCGGAAGAAGGCAGCCUUUCUGCAUUGUGUGUAUGUGUGUGUGUGUUUGCACACCUGUGGGCCCCCGUCUCUACUUAACAUGUUUGCCUUUAUGGAAGAUGGAGCUCUCGAAGGAGGGAGUGUUGUGGGGUACGGGGGAGAGACUGACGAAGAGGCGGGUUUAAAAAUAAAGGUUCUUCUCCCAAAUGAUUCGGGGUUCUGUAAAUUGUAGUCAUCUCGGGUCUGUCGGGGUGCUUGCUCCCCAAAAGGGUUGAUGGGGAAGCCUGGUUUAGGGGGUGCUGGGGCUGGCGCACCCCAAGGGUUAAGCAGUGUGUUCCCUCACUUGGACGAGUACCCCCGAAAUGAACCAGGAUGAAGGCGUGGGGGGGGGAUGCUUCCGGGGAGGGUUGGGAAGCUUGUCACGAGCGAUCUGACGGGACCCCAAAAUGCAGUUUUAUGCGGAGUAAAAAUCAAACCUUAGCUGGCAUCUAUCUCUCUCCCUCUCUCUCUCUCUCUCCCUUCCUCCUCUCUUUCCCCCUCCUUCCCCUCCCCCUCCCUCUCUCUCCCCUCCCUCCCUCUCCCUCCCCCUCUCUCUCCCCCUCCCUCUCUCUCUCCCUCCCUCUCUCUUCCCUCCCUCCCUCUGCCUCCGUCUCUCUCCCCCUCCUUUCUCUCUUUCCCGCUCCCUCUCUCUCCCCCUCCCUCUCUCCCUCCCUCUCUCCCUCCAGUAUAUCUAGGCUUAGCUAUUCAGCUGAAGAGCAGAGAUGGGGGAAGCGCAAAGAUUACCCAGCCCAACUGGAAUGGACGCAGGGACAGAAUUCUGGGCCUUUGGUCACAGGUGGGGGAACGGCCUCCCCUCUGACCUGAAAAAAAAAAAAAGUUUUAAAAACAGGGCAGGGAGUCCGUCGGAGCUGCUUUACGCUAAAACUUUGGCAAAUGAGAGCAGCGUGGACAUUUUGUGGGAAAGAGACCCCCUGGUCUAUAUAAUGCGUGCAUAUUUACUGGAAUCCGUUUUUUUUCCCCUGGUUCCUUUUGGCUUUUCCCCUCCCUUAAAUUUGGCUGCUGCCUAUUCAGUUAUUCAGAAUAUAUAUAUAUAAAUCUUGCGGGCUCCUGGAUUGGAGCUGAAAGGCAAAAGGGAUGCAGUAUGAUCCCUCCCACAUGCUGGGGUAGACCAGGUGCCUCGAUAGAAAAUCACUUUAUAUAUGUGUGUGUGUGUGUGUGUGUGUGUCUUUGGUUAUUCGGGUUUUCUCCUGUGUAAAAUUGGAGGUGUCUUGGCAACGUUUCGACGAAGUCUCAUUCGUCAUCUUCAGGCUGGGGUUUUUGGCUUCGUGCUUCUAGGAGCAAUGUUGCUCCUAGAAGCACGAAGAAGCUCCUAGUUGCUCACAUUGCUCCUAGAAGCACGAAGAAGCUCCUAGUUGCUCACAUUGCUCCUAGAAGCACGAAGCCGAAAACACCAGCCUGAAGAUGACGAAUGAGACUUUGUCGAAACGUUGCCAAGACACCUUCAAUUUUACGCGGGAGAAAACCCGACUAACCAAAGACCUACAUACAAACACCUACGAAAACCUCAGAAAAGAAAUAUAAUUUUUUUUUUUAAGAGGGACUGACGGGCUACACAACCCCUCUUGAAAUCUUCCCCCUUCCUUGUCAAUGUCAGGGAAUUAUUAGAAAUAAGCACCACAGAUAACUCUUAAGAUACUCAUUCCUCGCCCCCCCCCUUUGUAUUCCUAAACUUUCUGUGGAAUUGGAGAGCAAUUUGCUCUCAUCCUUAAAGCAAUUCAAGAGAUCCUUGCCUGCGGAAUGGGUGUGUGUGUGUGUUUGUGUGCGUUUGCAGGUGCCUUUUUCAAAGACGGCCUAGCAAAAAGCAAAAGGAAGACAAAGACUGGUCAAGAAAAACACUCCAGAAUCAGUUGCUGUUUUGAGCAAAUAAAAUGACUCUCGCCUGCAAUCUCGGGUCUUUCUAUCUAAGACGAGCCUUCCCUAGAGAGGGGGAAAAGCCCCAUUUUUGUGUGUGUGUGUCUCUGCACAUUUGCGGCGGCCCCUGAGUGUCCUAGCUUUGUCUCUACAUCAGGGGGUCUCUCACCUUGGCAACUUUCAGACUUGUGGACUUCAAUUCCCAGAAUUCCUCGGCCAGCUUUGCUGGCUGAGGAAUUCUGGGAGUUGAAGUCCACAAGCAAAGCUGGCCGAGGAAUUCUGGGAGUUGAAGUCCACAAGUCUGAAAGUUGCCAAGGUGAGAGACCCCUGCUCUACAUCCCCCCCGACCCCAAAGACCCCCCCUCCCCACCGCUUCUUAAUUCCGUUGGCUUUCAUUACCGAUUUUGUUCUUCGUUGGGGAAAAAAAAAAUACUUGAAAAAAAAACAAAACCGUGCAUUAAAGAUUUUUUUAACGUUGAUGGGAAGUGAUAAGGAGGCACCUUGGCUUUGAAUGUUCUUGCUUAACUCGGGUUGAAAAAGUGGUGACGGCGGGGAUUUCUCUCUCCCCCCCCUCCUCCCGAAACCCCUAAAUUUGAGCGUUGCUCUCGUUUCUUAACUUAUUGUUGGUGGUGGGUUUGAGAGGCGUCCCGUUUUGUUCCAGCGUUUCAGGCCGAAGGGGAGCCAAACGUAGAAUGUAUCUGUAGCUUUAAUCAUUUUGACUUUUCAUCUUUUAACACUGAUCAACAGGAGUUCUCAGUCUUUUCCCUUGGAAGGCGGCGUACAAAAUACGACACCUUUCACGAUUUUUAUUGGGGUUGAUUUAGUCUUUCACCAGGUUUGUUGCAGUGACCUGAUUUUUUUUGUUUGUUUGUUUGUUUGUUUUAAAUUCUAGAGAGACUUAACAGAUUUUUUUUUUUUUUUUUUUUGGUGAUUUGAAAACAAUUGUGAUUAUUUUAAGAUACCAAAGGUGGUGGGUUUUGGGGUUUUUUUGUUUUGUUUUGUUUUGUAAGAAAUAAAAAUCUUUCAAAUCUCUA
Pantherophis guttatus is the source of this 4992-nucleotide messenger RNA. Lineage: Eukaryota; Metazoa; Chordata; Lepidosauria; Squamata; Colubridae. The record is from RefSeq and is a predicted model, not a curated record.